This is a messenger RNA of Silurus meridionalis, 2810 nucleotides long. It is a transcript of the gene cpeb1a, whose product is annotated as cytoplasmic polyadenylation element binding protein 1a. The record is from RefSeq and is a predicted model, not a curated record. Gene Ontology annotation, cellular component: nucleus; neuron projection; cytoplasm. The transcript has 11 exons. Gene Ontology annotation, molecular function: translation factor activity, RNA binding; ribosome binding; mRNA 3'-UTR binding. Gene Ontology annotation, biological process: negative regulation of cytoplasmic translation. Bases 211 to 1728 code for a protein of 505 amino acids. Lineage: Eukaryota; Metazoa; Chordata; Actinopteri; Siluriformes; Siluridae.
AUCCGUGUGACCAGAGUACCACGAGCAGUGCAGCAGAGAGUUUGACACCACACAGAUCUAGAUUAGGUGUUUGUAAGUAUGUAGACAUGGCGUUGUGUUUUCAUGUGAUGUAAAAGUGUGACGUGGCGGAGCAUGGAAUGUCUUUAUCAGUGAGAGAGUGAACCGUUACAGUCACAUGUUUAACGUGUCAGUGAUGCACACACCGGGCUCAUGGAUGCCUCAACGGGCAGCACAGCAGAAGUGCCAGAAGCAGAAUGUUCCUCUGUGGCCAGCAGGAUGCCGUUCUGCAGUCAGGAGGGUCAGGAGUCUCCUUUGGGCCUGCUAAGUGUUGCUGAGCUCAGUCUGGGCCUGCAGUCUCUCAGACUGCCCUGCUGGGAACAGCCCUGGAACAGCGCUGAGCCUGAACAUCCAUCCAGGCCCUGCUCUCCAAAAAACAUGCUGGGAUUGUGGCCUAGUCCUCUCAGCAGUGCUCUGGACACACUGCAGGGUUGCCAGAGCUCUUUGGGUGGAGGUGAUCUGUUGGAGUGUUUUCCCAGCCUAACCCGCAUGACAGAGUCUCUUUCUUUGCUAAACUCUGGCUCUAGCAGUCCUGUCGACUCUGAGACCAGCGGCUUCUCGUCUGGAUCUGACCACCUGGUCAGUAAUCUUAAGACCAGUGUACGGAUCUCUCCUCCUAUGAAAUUCCAGCUGUUUGACACGCAGAAAGAGGCUCUGUUGCCGAGCAUAGGGCAGCAAGAAGACUUCAUUUCUUCUCUCGCUCCCACUCUACCGACUGUACUUGAAGAGUCACUGGCUAAAUGCUGGACCAGGACAGCCCCCUGGCCCAGCUGGAGCAGACAGAGUGCACGAGUACAUUCGUUCAGCAUUGAGACGAAGGCUCAGCUGCAUAGACAAGCUGCAGCAACAAAUGAAGCUACUUGUACCUGGGCUGGACAGCUGCCUGCACGCAUCUACAAAAACCCUAUCUACUCCUGUAAAGUGUUCCUGGGAGGAGUGCCCUGGGACGUCACAGAGGGUAGUCUUUUGAACACCUUUAGUGUGUUCGGAUCUUUAAAGGUGGAGUGGCCUGAUAAGGAUGGGAGACACUCUCAAUGUCCACCUCAAGGUUAUGUGUACCUAGUUUUUGAUUCGGAGAAAUCAGUAAAGGCUUUGCUCCAAGCCUGCAGCCAGCGUCACCUGCAUCAUACAGAUUACCUGGAGUACUACUAUAAGAUAUCUAGCAAGAAGAUACGCUGUAAGGUGGUGCAGGUGAUCCCAUGGGUGAUCACAGAUAGCAGUUUUGUGUGCUCACCCUCGCUGCAGUUCUUCCCCAGGAGAACAGUGUUUGUUGGGGCUCUGCACGGCAUGCUGACGGCCGAAGCUUUGGCUCACAUUAUGAAGGAACUGUUCGGGGAAGUCGUGUACGCUGGGCUCGACACGGACAAGCACAAAUAUCCAAUAGGUUCUGGGCGUGUGACAUUCAGGAAUCAAAAAAGCUACCUAAAAGCAUUGACUGCUGCUUUUGUGGAAAUCAAGACCACUAAAUUCACCAAGAAGAUUCAGAUUGAUCCAUACCUUGAUGACUCUAUGUGCCAAAUAUGUAAUUGCCAACCAGGCCCAUUCUUCUGUAGAGAUCAGACUUGCUUUCAGUACUACUGCCGCUCCUGUUGGCACUGGCAUCACUCAACAGACAUGCUGAGCAGUCACCGGCCUCUGAUGCGCAACCAGAAGAGCCUUAACCUGAGCUAAACAACCAAUGCAAACUGUAACUCUGCUGCUUACCCAGAGGAGUGUGGGUUUACCUGACCCACAGAGGUUUAACUGUGCCAUCUUCUUUCAACUUGCCGGGUUGAGCAAGAGAAUGACCAUAGAACGUUCAUGCACUGCUUUCUCACUUUUUCGCAGGUUACUUGUUCACUAAGGCACUAUGUAGGGCGCCGUGCCAAGGGAUGAUGGUCCAUUUUACUAUUACCUGGAUAAUCAUUACUAUGGAUAUAAUCCCAGAAUUCUGCAGGUGGCGAAUAAAAAAAUGCCUCCUUGAUUUUUAAAAUUCUUUCCACAACUUUGCGUUGGAAGUUUUCAAAUAUUUAUUAUCAUGUGAGUUGAAUAGCAUUUAUGUUGCCAGUUUAUCAGCAUGUUAUUAGAAUUAUUAAUGAUGGAAUUACCUUUAAUUUACUUUUAAUUUACAAACUCAAUUUUACUGGAUUAUGAUGUAGUCUACUGGAUUAAGAUGUCAUAGCUGUGUGGAUUAUUUCUAACGUAGAGAAGGGACUUAACAUUUUUUCUUAUCCAUUCAAAAAUGUUAAUGUGCAGCAGCAUUAAACAGCCUAUAUCUCACUGUCAUUUCUUGUUAGAAACUGUUAGAUUGUGGACUGUACAUAGUUUUUAAUCAAAUUGUUGCACUGUAUUCAUUUGCACUUUGGGACAGGGGGAAAACCGCUGUUUUAUUCUACAUUUGGAGAACUGUUAAAUCUGAGAGUUGUUUAAACAUUGUUCUUUACUGAUCCUGUUUCUGUUCCUGUUCCUAGUAACGUGAACUAACUCUGGUUCAAAGCCUACUGAUUGUAAACCAUUCUACAUCAAUUUAAAUUAACCCCCCUGUUUUAUUUAGGAUUUACGGCUGUGUGCCAAAGAAAGUAUUAAUCUCUCUUUCUCUCACUUUCUCUCUCUUUCUUGUUUUUUUAUUGAGUUUUGUUAUGCUAAGCUUGUUGCCUGAUCCAGCUGCUUUUUUAGAGUUUUAAAAUCUCUACCUCAUUGGUCUGCGAUUGUUGCCAUGGUUAAAUAACUUGGUGGUUGUUCCAGUUGGGCACAAUAAAAGGUGGUAAAGUGUU